Molecule: messenger RNA, 1395 nt
Organism: Folsomia candida
Lineage: Eukaryota; Metazoa; Arthropoda; Collembola; Entomobryomorpha; Isotomidae
Gene: Sclp
Product: leucine-rich repeat-containing protein 40
Exons: 4
Coding region: 686-1237 (183 amino acids)
Molecular function (GO): protein binding
Source: RefSeq, a predicted model, not a curated record
CCCGGUGCCAUGCAGUCUGCGAGGCAAGGCAGAUAGGCUGCCCUCUAACCCACCACCUUCACCUACGUCACUCACCAACAAAGACAUCUCCAUGAAAAUGCAAAUCUGGCGUCCUCAAACUAAUCUGGACUGAAAAAGUUCAGUCAGCCUGACUUUGUCAAGUAUCCGCCUCACAUUUCGUUCAGUGGGCAUUGCCUUUAAAUUAAACGAAGCGAAAUUCAACAAAAGGAAAAACAUGGUCAAAAUUAAAUUUAAUACAACCAAGAUUACAUGACAAAUGACAUUUAAAAAAAACAGUUGAAAUUGAAAACUAAAUUUAAUCCGUGUCCGUCAUUAUUGCAGGUUUUUAAAUUUCAUGGAGCUUGGAGAUUUCAAUUACAUUUCUUGCACACUUGUCAAUCAUAUCACUCAUUUAUAGGGAUAAGCAGGAUGCCGGUAGAUACGAUGUGAAUAAAUGCAAGAAAAAAACACCUAGUUCAGAUAUCCGUCUUCUGUGGGAUAUUUUUAGAACGGAUCGGCUCACUUGAGUGUCUUUUGAGAAGAAAGUUCGCAGAUUUUUAGUUGUUGUGUUGCUUCCGUUUAGUGAACAAGACCGUGUUCAAAAUACUUAGAGAACGGGAAUUAAAAUUGCAAAAUUAAAUCGGUGACAUUUUCAGUUUAAAAGAAUUACAGACAUUUUUUCCUCAUGGCGAGCGGAGUGACGAGAGUUAUCGAACGGUGUGAUAAUGCCGUUGAGUCGGAAUAUUUGGACUUGUCAGAAUGUGAGCUCAUGAAUAUGCCUGAUGCGGUAUUUCACCUCAUGAGGAACACGGUUAUUCGAGGGUGUAACCUUUCUCACAAUGUAAUCACUAAAAUUCCGGCCAAACUUCCACUCAAGUUUUCAAUUAUAACAGAACUAAACUUGUCGCAUAAUCGUCUUGGAAAACUACCAGAUGAGCUUAAAGAGUUGCACAGUUUGGAAAAAUUGAACAUUUCUCACAAUGCAUUUCUUUCAAUGCCGAAUGCAAUUUAUCAACUUGCACAAUUGAAGGAAUUAAAUGCGGAAAAGAACUUUAUCGAGGAUGUCGACCUGAACCGAUUAAAAGGACAACAAACCUUGGAAAGCGUGGACUUGAGAGAAAAUCCUUUAAUUCGCCAAAUUCGUUCAUCCCUUGAAGGAAUCACAUCGGUUAGAAUUCUAGUCAGCCCCAUUGUUACAGAGGAAUGGGAACUAAUUCCAGGAGGGGAGGAAUCGUAGCAAGUUAUAAUUAGUUAGUUAAUUAAAUAUAACUGCAUAGUUGCGUAAUGGAAUUAAAUAGUUAUAUAAGGAUUCAACUGAAUCGUUUUUAUUAUGUAUAUUAGCUGUUUUAAGGAUUAUUGGAAUCACUGGUAAAUAAAUUAAAAUUGUUACAUUUA